Messenger RNA from Staurois parvus, 263 nucleotides. Lineage: Eukaryota; Metazoa; Chordata; Amphibia; Anura; Ranidae. The record is from the annotation of a GenBank genome assembly.
GCUUCUGCUCUUCUCUGAAUGUCUAUUGGUCCCUCAACCCAUUCUUCACAGAGAAACCAAUAAACAUGAACAUAAUACAUGAACAGGGGCGGACUGACAACUCAUGGGGCCCCCGGGCAAUAGGGGAUCAUGGGGCCCCUGUGUCCUUGCCCAAACUCAAAAAAGCCUAUAAAAAAAAGGUACCAGGGGCAUCUCAUGGGGCCCCCUACUGACCCCAGGCCCUCGGGCAGUGCCUGAGUUUCCAAAUGGUCAGGCCACCCCUG